Molecule: messenger RNA, 1272 nt
Organism: Oldenlandia corymbosa var. corymbosa
Lineage: Eukaryota; Viridiplantae; Streptophyta; Magnoliopsida; Gentianales; Rubiaceae
Source: the annotation of a GenBank genome assembly
AUGUUAAGCAACCUUCCGGAAGAUCUCUUGACUGAGGUGCUGGUAAGGCUUUCUGCAGAGUCACUGUGGAAACUUAGGAGGGUUUCCAAAUCAUGGCGAGCUUUGAUUGAAAGCAAAAGUUUCGAAAAAUUGCACUUGAUCCGAGGCCAAUCAUCUCCAUCGCAACCCGAUCGGGCCCUUAAGUUAAUGUUCCAUGGUGAUGGUAUCGGGCCUAUCGGCAGCGUCCACGGAUUUGAUGACUCUAGUUAUGUGGUUGCGGAAUUCGAUUCACUGGCAAAGUUGGAAUCUACCAAAGUGCAGAUCCGAUUGCCUUGUAUUAGGCUUCGCGGGAGGAAGUGUUACACAGGUCAACUCCGUGGUUCUCGCAAUGGGUUGAUCUGUGUGAGUUACGAAAGUUUUAGCCCGGAUGGACAUGAACUUGGGGUUGUGUUAUGGAAUCCAAGUAUCAACAGCUACUGGAGAUUGCGUGAUUCCCCUGUAUCACUCGAUUGGAAUCCGGAGAAUCAUACCGAUGUGGUCACAUCUUAUGGUUUUGGGUACGAUGAAAUCCGUGAUGAUUACAAGUUGGGUGUUUCACAUGAGGAGCCAUUCCUAAUACGUUCAGUUAUGCCCUGGGGUAGUCACCGUAGUGGAGUACAGGUUAACCAUGCUCUACAUUGGAUACUGUUUGAGGAUGGUUGUGAUGAUGAGAAAGUAAUAGUGGCAUUUGACCUUAGAACCGACAAGUUUCAUCUUGUUCCGCUGCCUCCUUCUUGUGCUCAAUCUUCGGAAGACAAUUGGGAGUUGGGUGUUUUGGAUGGAUGUCUUAGCUUCACGCGCAAAUCUGGAGAACGGAGUAGUUCUUGUUUGUGGAUAAUGAAGGAGUAUGGCGCGAAAGAUUCUUGGACGAGAUUUAAUUUUGAAAACGAAAGUGGUUGUGAUUCUCCAUGUGCUGGUUGGGGAUGUAUUACCUUUGGUUAUACAUGCGAGUGGAGUGGGAAUGCAGGUAGGAAACUAUUUUUCAUUGAGAGAUGUGAUUAUUGUGAUGUUAAAAGUUAUACCCAAUCAGUUGAUGAGGUUGAUGAGGAAGAGGAUUGGAAGACUAAGGACAAGAAAAAGCCCUUCGUUAUUCGUACGGAUAUAUGCGGCAGGGGCUGUCUAUAUGAAGGAUACAUCUUUAGUGAUAGUCUUGUCAGACCGUGGUCUUCUCGUGGUGUCACACAAAAAAGAAUACCUCUAGUUAGAAGAGGAUACAAAUUUGCACCUGAAGACCAAGAAGAAGAAUCCGAUUAA